Molecule: messenger RNA, 2306 nt
Organism: Hibiscus syriacus
Lineage: Eukaryota; Viridiplantae; Streptophyta; Magnoliopsida; Malvales; Malvaceae
Product: serine/threonine-protein kinase tricornered-like
Exons: 14
Coding region: 392-2035 (547 amino acids)
Biological process (GO): peptidyl-serine phosphorylation; intracellular signal transduction
Molecular function (GO): protein serine/threonine kinase activity; ATP binding
Source: RefSeq, a predicted model, not a curated record
GGAGCAAAGCCUCCAACUUUUCAAAAGCCAUAAAAUCCUAACCAAUGAGACUUUCAAUUUCGUCAUCUUCAAUUUAAUCUUCUCUUCUCUUCUCUCGAUUCCCUCUUUACUAGGGUUCUCUUCUACCUUUUCUUUUGGGUACAAUCACUACGCUGUCGUUUUAUCACUUCUCUCGUUUUGCUACAGAGAUCAAAUCUCUUCUCAAUUUCAUCCGGUUUAAGCAGCUUUGAAUCCGUUUGUUGAAUAUUUGGGUAAACAACAAUUUGCUAAAGUCUGUCAGAUUUCUGUUAGUGAGAAUGAGAUAGUCGGAACCAGAUUAUUCCUGCAUAACGGUAAUGUAUGUUUAAGAGAGUGUGGGGGUUUAGAAGAGUUGUAUUUAUUGAGCAAACCAAUGGAAGCUACAAGGUCUUGGUUCAACAAACUGAAAUCAAAAGAUAAGAUAAGGUCUUCAAAGAAUAAAGAAGGUGCAGCCAAUGCAAAGGAGGGGUCUAAACCACCAACAAGUGAAGAGGCACCAUCGAAUGUCACCAAACAGCGGGUAGCAGCUGCAAAGCAGUAUAUUGAAGACCAUUAUAAGAAGCAGAUGAAAGGCCUGCAGGAAAGAAAGGAGCGACGUGAUAUUCUAGAAAGGAAGUUGGCUGAUGCUGAAGUCUCUGAAGAAGAACAAAACAACUUACUGAAGUAUUUGGAGAAGAAAGAGACCGAAUACAUGCGUAUUCAGAGACAUAAGAUGGGGGCUGAUGAUUUCGAGCCAUUGACCAUGAUUGGCAAGGGUGCAUUUGGAGAGGUUAGAAUCUGUAGGGAGAAGGCAACUGGUCAUGUUUAUGCUAUGAAGAAGCUGAAGAAGUCAGAGAUGCUUCGUAGAGGCCAGGUUGAACAUGUGAAGGCUGAGAGAAAUCUACUUGCUGAGGUUGACAGUAAUUGCAUUGUCAAACUAUAUUGCUCCUUCCAAGAUGAAGAAUACCUAUAUCUCAUUAUGGAAUAUUUGCCCGGGGGAGAUAUGAUGACUUUACUAAUGCGGAAGGAUAUACUAACUGAAGAUGAGGCCAGGUUUUAUGUUGGAGAAACUGUCUUGGCGAUUGAAUCAAUCCACAAACAUAAUUAUAUUCAUAGAGAUAUCAAGCCUGACAACCUACUACUCGAUAGAAAUGGUCAUAUGAAAUUAUCAGAUUUUGGAUUAUGUAAACCAUUAGAUUGCAGUAAUCUUCAGGAAAAGGAUUUUACUAUGGCAAAGAAUCUCAGCGGGGCUCUUCAAAGUGAUGGACGACCUGCAGCACCGAAACGCACCCAACAAGAGCAGUUGCAGCACUGGCAGAGGAACAGAAGGAUGCUUGCUUAUUCUACAGUUGGUACACCCGACUAUAUUGCACCAGAGGUUUUGCUGAAGAAAGGAUACGGAAUGGAAUGUGAUUGGUGGUCUCUUGGUGCUAUCAUGUAUGAAAUGCUUGUUGGAUAUCCACCCUUUUAUUCAGAUGAGCCAAUGUCAACCUGUCGGAAGAUAGUAAAUUGGAGAACACAUUUAAAGUUUCCAGAAGAAGCAAAACUAUCACCCGAAGCGAAAAAUCUUAUCAGUAAACUCUUAUGUAAUGUUGAGCAGAGGCUUGGCACAAAAGGCGCCCAUGAAAUUAAGAGUCACCCAUGGUUUAAAGGUAUUGAAUGGGAUAAGUUGUAUCAAAUGAAAGCUGCAUUUAUUCCUGAAGUCAAUGAUGAGUUGGACACACAAAAUUUUGAGAAGUUUGAAGAGGCUGACAACCAAGUUCCAUCUGCAGCAAAAUCUGGUCCUUGGAGAAAGAUGCUUUCAUCCAAAGAUGUAAACUUUGUGGGUUACACAUACAAGAACUUCGAAAUUGUAAAUGAUAAUCAGUUACACGGCAUCGCUGAAUUAAAGAAGAAGAGCUCGAAACCCAAGCGACCCUCCAUCAAAUCCCUUUUUGAGGGCGAGUCAGCCGAAGCUGCCAGUCAGCCUGUUCAAGGGAGCUUCAUAAACCUCUUGCCUACGCAAAAAGAAGUCCCCGAGAGCCGUCUGAGAAAGUGAAGGCUUCAAUAUCCUCGUGAUGUCAGGAAGUUCUCCGGUGAACCGCAUCUGCUUUUUCGGCACAUCUUUUAUUUUUCAGUGAAAAAGGCCCCACAAAAACAAAAAGUGGUUUGAGACGUGGGAUUUGGCUCCUCCUUGAGCCAGUUAGGAGAUUGUUUUCUUUUUUGGUAAAAUGACAUCUGAAAGUAAAUAUUCUUUAAUAUUUGUUGUGUAUUUGCCCUCCCCACAUUAUGUCAAUUUUCAAGGCAAGCAGAAAGAAUUUCAUGUACAA